Molecule: messenger RNA, 5541 nt
Organism: Chara braunii
Lineage: Eukaryota; Viridiplantae; Streptophyta; Charophyceae; Charales; Characeae
Source: the annotation of a GenBank genome assembly
GCAAGCGCGUGAUGGCACGAAGAAGGACGUUCCUUGAGGAGCGCCCCUUGGGCAUUGAACCGCCUAGGGAAGUACCGGGUGGGAUGGAGGUUAGCCUGCCGGCAACAGGCGAGGGAUGGCACCAGGUGGCGGAUUGGGUCGGUAUCGAGCUUGCGGAAAAUAUGGUUUAUUGGGUGACGAAAAUUGAGUGGCGAGCGGCUGAGAAUGGGGAAUGGAACCCAGACCCACGGGGGCACGUGCGCGCAGAAGGGCGGUUGUAUGUGUCGGAAAACGGAUGGAGGGAGUUCGGAGUUCGGUUGGCAUCAGGAGAAGACCCGUUGAGCAUGUUUGCAGGGGCAUGGCAGUUAGUAUGGCAAGCAGGAUUUGAGUUCGCAGAUCCAGGGGUUGACGAUGUAACAGCGGACCUUAGGGUAGCUGUGGCUGGGAGUUUUGAACUGCCUAGCGAAAGUGUACGAAUGAGGUUGCCACCCUUCUUGCUGGAAAAACUGGGCGGCUUGGAACUUGUUAGACAAGCAGUAGCCGAUCUCACAAGCCUGACAUAUGAAGAGACGCUGGUACAUCGAGAAUACUACCGGGCCUUCUUAGAAAUGGGGCCGUUCAGCGGAGAGCAGAAGUACGAGGUGCUGCGCAUCCUGCGUGUUGUGUUUAGUACCAGGCCGAGGGUUCAGGUCGUGGGAAGUGAGGUCCUGUGGGGCAUUGUCCGAUGGGAGAUAAAUCAAGGAAUGGCGUACGUAGAUGAUCUGUACCGAGUAUAUAACCAGACGGAGGAGGGGACAGGGGCGUGUGACGGACUCUGGAGCCUUAGGGAGAGAGUGCUAGGAUGGUUCGACCCAGAAGGAACACCGAAAACCAGGGAGAAACAGAGGGAAAGCAAGGAAGGGGAAGGAGUCAGUGCAGCCGGGGAAGCAAGUGGCUCCGAAGACGGUCUCAAGAAAGUAGUCGUCACCCUCAACAGGACGCUGAACAAGAAUCAGGGGUAUCUCGCAGAUGCAAAAAAAAAACUCAUGUUCGAUGGCGCCAACAUUACGGAGUCUCUAAUAAACUAUAAGAACCUAGCAGCCUUACUGAAAUGGACGGAAGAGGAAAAAAUGGAGCCCCUAGGACAGCACGUAUCGCUAAGUUUGGGAAGGGACAUUAUGGCCAUCGUCGUCUCCAGUGGAUCCUGGAAAGAGACCAGGAAUAUGAUGAGGAAAUACCUGAAGGCAGAAAAAACGGCAACAGAGGCAGAAUUAGUCGCAGUCCAGAGGAAAAACUAUGCGACCUACAACGAUUUCCUGAGGGCGUUCACGUUAGUGGCUCUGCGAAUUCCCGGGGUAACGGACCGCAUAAUGAGUAAAUACUUCCUCAAGCAGUUCUCCGAGUUUGAUAAGGAUAAGAUUUUGUCAACAUACCAGCAGACCAGUAAGUUCGAAUACACGAGAGCUGUGGAUUUCAGCACCGUAACAGACCUUGCGGAAAAGACAGUGGUUACUGAGACGCUAGCCCUACUUAAGGAAGGGGAGGUCAUAGAUCUGACCGGGAAGACAGGGGAUAAGGUCAAGAAGGGGAUAGAGAGCCUGCACGAACGGGUGCACGGGGUUAAUAGCAAGAUGGACAGAAUGGAAAAUGCGUUGUUAGUAAUGCGGGCACAAGUGUCCAGACCCGCCCUUCCGCCUCAAGAGGCCGUGGUUCCGACAGCCGUAGCAAACCAGGGGUUUGGCAAAAGGGACCCGGCCAACGAACAAUGCAAGUAUUGCACCAUGAUCGGGCAUUUUGUAUGGGCCUGUCCGAGACUCAAUCACGACAUUGAGCGGCAGAGGUGUAGUAGGUCCCUCAAAGGCGAGAUCCUCGGACCCAGGGGAAACCGCGUCAACUGGAACUCGCCAGGAGGGAUGCGGCGAGUCGUCAUCCUCCUGAAUAACUUAGAGAUAGCUAUCGUAGAAGCAGAGCCAAUAGCCAAGAUUGUUUGGGACCAGCCAAGGGGACGGGGACCACAGACCAAUUUUAUCUUAGAAGGCAAUGGCCAGGAUAGAGUAAACAUCACCACUCGUCGGGCCUGCGCAGAAAAUAAACUUAUUCAAGACACAGUAAUGGAGGAACUCGCAGGGACUAGCACGAGUCAGCAAGAGACCGAAGCCGCGGAACAAGAGAAGGUCUAUGGGAAGCCAAGGGAGGACGAACCGGUAGACAAGGUUACGGCCACAAAAAAGAAGUUCAGGUAUCAAAUUCCAAUCCUGACUUCGCCAGAAAUCGAUGGCACCUUGAGUAAGCUACUGGGUACCAUGGUAUCGGUGUCUUUUCAGACCAUGCUGCAAGCCAACCCAAGGCUGCUUAAAGGACUCAGGCAGCUGCUAACGCGUAAGCUCGUAGAGGUAGAGGAGACCCCGGAACUGCAAGAGCAGGACACGGAGGAGGCCGAGGUGCCUCAAGGAGUCUCCAACCUCCAAAGCAUUCCUGGGGGCCUGGGAGAGUUGGAGAAAGCCUUUGAGGACAUCCGCCUAAGCCUACCGAAUCGUGAAGGUGGCGAAGUCAUGAGGGCGCUACCCGGGACAAAGCUUAGCUUCCAUGCAUUAUCAGUUGAGAAACUUAAAGUUCAAAUCGGAACUCACCACACUGACGCGUUAGUGGACGGCGGAGCAGAAAUCACCCUUAUUCGACGGGAUUUCGCAACGGUCACGGGGUGCACGGUAAACAAGGAAGUAGCAGGGAGUAUCCGGGGAGCAGGUGGCGAAAUUCCUUUCACAGGGUAUGUCACCAAAUGUGCAGUCAGGGCGGGAAUCCGGGAAUCCAUCUGGUCCUUUCAGCGGAUGACCGUGAUGGAAGAAAUGGAUCACGACGUAAUCCUCGGGAGACCAUGGUGCGCCAAUGUGGAAAUGAUAGGAAUGCAUCUGCACGACGAUACAUACAUGGUAGACAUAGAGGAUCCGGUGACUGGUCACGGAGAACUCCUCCGACUCCUCGGAACUGGAGGGGACCCUCCGAAUGGCAAAUUGGCAACCUGGUCGCCAACAUUCGAAGAAAGUGCACGGAAGGGGGCAUUCGCACGAAUGGAAGGAAUGAGGGAAAGGGUAGAAAUUAUUAUUGAGGAGGCUUUUAGCAAAAAGGAGUGGAUCAAGAUGGGCUUGCCCGUAAAGAAGAGGAGGCCAGAGGACGAGUCCCUGGAAGUUAUGGUGGCAGAAAAAGAGUCGGAAGUCGGAAGUUAUGGCCAGCCUGCCCAAACCAAAGGAAGCCCGGAACGAAAUGCAUACCUGUUCGGGAGGCGAUUUAUCCUAAGGAUCGAUCCCACCAAUGUUGUCGGAGUCCUAAAGAACUGCAAGCCCAUAGACCCGACUAUUGGCAGAUGGAUAGGCUUCAUAUGGCAAUUCGACUAUAAGGUCGAGCGAAUUGCAAGGCUUCGAAAUAGGGCAGAUGGGCUGAGCAAGGUUUGUAUCACGCCAGAAGGAGUAGAGGACGCAGAACCAAUUGACGCCUUCCUGGAGUACAAAGGAGGGACCGUUGUCAUGGAUAAUGAGAUGGCAGAUCCGGCAAUUACAACAGGACAGUUGUUGAUUCAGACCUUGGAAAAGGGCGCAUCUGCAGUAGUUGCAGAACUCAGGGAAGGACCACUCACCACGGUUAGGCGUAAAGAGGAAAAAGACUCGUGGGGAGCAGAAGUAGGGGUCAGAGAGGAACUGAUGGCAAUGACCGUGGAGGGGGGACGAGACGUCGUGAUGACGUUAGCCGAAGCUUGGGCGCAGAAGGAGUGUCAGUAUCUAGUCAACCUCACUCGGGAGGAACAGGGUACGGAUCAAAAGGAACAUAACUUCUUCCUCAUACAGAUGUACGAGGGCAUCUUUAAAGAAAUCGGUCUGUUACUUGUAGGGAACAAACAACCCACGGAAGUCAGUCCCAAGGCAAGGGAGGAAGUCGAAAAGUAUGUCCUAAGAAAUGGUCACCUGUUCAAGAAAGAGGAAGGGAUGACACCUAGGCGUGUCGUUUGUGGGAGGUCUAGGCAGCUGGACGUAAUCCAGGCAAUGCAUGACGGGUUAGCUGGAGCUCACCGGUCAUCCAAGGGGACACUUGCAAAGAUCGUGCCCCUGUACUUUUGGCCACAGAUGGCAGGCAUGGUCACAACGUAUUGUCAAACGUGUCUGAUAUGUCAAGAAAGGAGCGCCGUACGAGUUUACGAGCCCCUUAGACGCACCUGGGUACUGGGACGUAGACACCUUGUUCACCUCGACCUUGCCGUUAUGCCCGUAUCAACGGAUGGGUUUAGAUACAUCUUGGAUGCAAGGAAUAAUCUCAAUGGCUAUGUGGAAGUCAUAGCCCUCAAGAAGAAGACGGGGAAAACGGUGGCCAACUGGGUGGAAGAUUUCUACCUAAGGCACCCCUUCGUGCGCAGGUUUAUAGCAGACAAUGGGACAAAAUUCGUUAACCAGGAAGUGUUGAACAAGCUUAAGACACUGUGUGUACCGAUCAAGAUUACUAAGUCCUACCAUCCUGAGGCAAAUGCACCAGUAGAAAGGGGUCACCGGACUUUGAAGAAUACAAUCGCAAAGUUGGCAGCAGAUAAUUUGGGAAAUUGGCCACGGUUUCUCAAGCAGGCAGUCUUCGCCGAGAACAUGACUCCAAAAAGAACAACGGGAUGUAUUCCAGCAGAACUCUGGUACGGAAGGGAGAUCGAUUUUUCGAUAGAAGCUUUGGUCCCUACCUGGAACAGGCUAGAUGACGAUCCACACUUGAGCACGGAAGAGUUAAUCACCGCACGUUGUCAGCAGGUCGCCAGGAAUGAGGAGGCACUCGAGGAAGUAGUUAAUCGGGUGACGGACAGCCGAAUGAGGGAUAAAGCAAGAUGGGACCAGGUUAAGAACAUUCGGAAGGAGCCACUCCCAGUGGGGGAAAAGGUGCUAAUUAGGAACUCGGCUCUUGAAAGCACAUGGUCCGGGCAGCUGAGAAAAAGAUUCAAAGGGCCCUACAUGAUCGCUGAGCGGGUGGGACUGAACACGUUUGAACUUGAGGAUCUUGAUGGUACUAGCAUAAGAGGGCCGGAAGAGGGACAAUCCUCAAGACAAGCCGGAGAGUCAAGCUCCAGGAAAAGGAAGUUGUACGUGGGGUUCGAUCACAAUCUAGUUGUGAACAGGGGGGGUAGGAAGCAAGGAACCAGGGGGCCAUCGCCGCUAAAGGAAGGGGAGCCAAUAGAAUUGCCAUCAGACAGUGACCUUAGUAGCAAGGAAGAGGGGAACCCGGAAAAAAGGCGAAGGCUGGAAGAGGGGAAUGUAGAGGAGGGGCAAUGGUUGGGAGAGAAUGAGCCAGUUGAGUUCAUCGACCUCACCAGCGAUGAGGAGGAUGAUGAAGUGACAACGCCUACUAGGGAAGAACGGGGGAGAGGGGAGCAACCGGGUGAGAAGAAGGAUAAAUGGAUAAAAGAGUUCGGAAAUGAGUUCAGCAAUUGGUUUGAUCAAUGGGGCACCAUCUUGCGAUACCAAUGGAUUAUGAAGGCAAGGGAAAAGCUGGGCAGGGGAGAGGAUCUAUCCCCAACAACGUUCUUCACAUAACAGACGCUCCUCCAAUUCCAAGCCAUAA